Molecule: messenger RNA, 660 nt
Organism: Aspergillus aculeatinus CBS 121060
Lineage: Eukaryota; Fungi; Ascomycota; Eurotiomycetes; Eurotiales; Aspergillaceae
Exons: 4
Coding region: 125-361 (78 amino acids)
Biological process (GO): mitotic cell cycle; kinetochore assembly; chromosome segregation
Cellular component (GO): kinetochore; nucleoplasm
Molecular function (GO): protein heterodimerization activity
Source: RefSeq, a predicted model, not a curated record
UGUCACUCAAGCGGCUGUUGAUUCUUUAUCGGCACUGAUCCACUCGCGUCAUUGCUUCUGAUCUUCCUUCCAGCUUCUAACCACUCCCCUCCCCGAACCUAUUGCCCUGGCUCAUUCGCCCCAAAUGGCAGCAACGCAGAAGCUUUAUCCUCGCGCCACGGUGAAGCGUGUCGUUAAAGCGCAUUCGAAUCGUAACGUGAGCAAGAACGCUGAUAUCUUGAUCUUCCUGGAUUAUAUGUUGUUCAUGCAAGAAUUGAUGCGGGAAUCAUCGAUUCAGUCGCGGAAGGUGGGAGAGAAGAACAUAUCGCCGAAUUCAGUGCGCAAAGUGACCGAGAAAACGCUACGGAAGUUCAAGGGCUAGAUUGAUGGCAGAGCAAAGCUGCCUUGAAUACAAAAUCGCACCAUUGCCAGCGCGCGACCGGAGCAUAUCUCUGAUCAGCUCUGUGGGGGUUGUGCUACAUGGGUGGUUGUUGAGCUUGGCCUAGAUUCACGAUCCACUCUCUUGGGACCGUGACUGCUCGUCCAUGCCUCUAGUGAAUUUUAUUGUUAUGGAGAGAGGAAUGGGCUCACAAAGUCCAGGCGAUUCGGGUUUAUAUAGGCGUUAUUCAGGAGUCACUCGGUUGAUACCCAAUGCAUGGAUUGUUCUACAUCAGGAAGACC